AUGCACUACAUCUCCGACGUGGCCGACGGCACGGCGUACCCAAGCUACCACCAUCAAGACUCGAUUGGCGUCAUGGUCGAGAUGACGCCGAGCGAGCCGUCGACGACGUACAUGGCCUCGCGGACGCCGCGAAGCGAGAGCGGCCACUCCAACUACGACGAGCAGCACGACGUUGCCAAGCCAUUGCCGCCCAACAGACGAUUCAGCCAAGACUAUGACGCGAACCGCUCGACGUUUCGCCACACAAGGUCAUUGGCGCGGGAGGCUGCCAAGGCGCAAAAGCUACGGGAGCUCGAGACCAUUUCAUCCGACUUGGACGACUGGAAGGACAAUGUUGCGCAGAUGGCCGGCGCCUUCCGAGCCAAGGUGCGCGACUCGAUGCUGUUCAAGCUGCUGCAUCAAGACGCGCCCGACGCCUUUUCGCCGUUUGAUCUGGACGCGAUCGACGAUGCCAAGAAGCGGCUGCUGCAGCACCCCGUGAUGCGCCUCAUGGUGCUUCUCAAGUGGCGGGCGUUUGGACUACGCAUGUAUUGCGAGCAGCUUCUCAUGCACUGGCUGCUCCUCCUCACGUUCACCGUCUCGCUCGCCAUUGGCUUUGGGAUUGCGACCAGCGCCAAGCUCGAUCAAGUGCUCGUUGGGUGGCUUGUCGGCAUGCCCUUCCUCUUGGUCUCGCUUCUUGCAACGCGCUUCUCGACGUGGAAGAACAAGGUGGUGUGCGCCUGCGUCGUAUUUGUUCUUGUCAGCGGCGCGAUCACCGGGCUCCUGCUCAAGUACGACAAGGUCAAGGCGCUCUGCAACUCGACGGCACCGAUCGACGAGAUAUGGGACGAGGACGGCAAGGACGGGAUCAACAAGAGCUUUGUCUCGCUCAACAACGCCGUGCUCGGACUCUCGGCGCUCUACUUUUGCCUCUUUGAGUCGCGCGAGUUUGCGGCGGAUAUGCCCGACGAUGACGUCCGCCGUGGCAUUCUCGGCCGCUGGCUCCGCGCGUCGCGCUACAUGCUCACGUCGCUCGUCGACUUGGUUUGCGGCAAGCCGACGUCGCCGUACCUCGAGUCGUACUGGAAUCGCAUCCAGCUCCCGACCUUCUUCUUCGUGUUUGUCUAUGUCUUUUGCGAGUUUGCAUCGCCCUUCUCGGCCAACAUGCGUGUCUACGGAGGCAUUCCCGCGCUCUUUUUGCUCUGGAUCAUGGGCGUCUCGUACCUCGAAGUCUUCCCCGCGGUCGGGUAUCUCCUCCCGAUGAUGCGGCGCAUGCUCGCCGACGUCUUCCGCUACUUGGCCUUCUACUUUCCGAUCCAGUGCGCGUACACGUGUGCAUACUACCUCCUCUUCAAGAGCCAAGGCUACGAUCUCAAGCCGUACGAGCCGGACCAAAAGUUUAUCGACAAGUUUAACGAGUCUCUCAGCGUUCUCUUUCCCGGUGCCAACACCACAGACGAGACCCUGGUGACGAGCCUCCUCGAGAUCCUCAAGACCAAGGACAAGAACGACAUGUUUCAGGGCUACGAAACCGUGCCCAAGAGCUUCCUCACCACGUACCUUGUGACCUUUGGCCAAAUCAAUUUGGAGCCGUUCGACCAGCUCGCGACGACGUCGGCAUCGAUCCUCGGCUACCUCCUCGUGCUAACGCACGCGACGAUCGUGAUCGUGAUGCUCCUCAACGUGCUCAUUGCGAUGAUGGACAAGACGAUGGGCGCCUACAUGGACGAAGCCAAGGUCGAGGCGACUGUGACCUUUGCCGAGUGCGUGCUGCGGAUGGAGAAGACGACGACGCAGGCGAUGUCCGAAGUGUACUGGCGACAGCUCGACAAGUCCAAGGCCCAAGUUUUGUAUGAAAACAUGCUGCGCGCCGACGCCAACGAGAAGAGCGAGGACAGCGCAGUGCUCCACGCGAUUGCGAAGAUCAGCUCCAGAGUCAAAAGCCUCCAGACGCGUCGCAAGUAGGCUUUGAAAUCUUGUUGAUUGAUGGACCUUUGGCACGCCAGCCUUGGUCGUCUGGGCAACGCCCCUUGCUACUGCACCUUCGAAUUUUCAUUUUAAGUUUGUAAUUUGCGUUUGCACUUGAGUUUGCA
Molecule: messenger RNA, 2072 nt
Organism: Saprolegnia diclina VS20
Lineage: Eukaryota; Oomycota; Saprolegniomycetes; Saprolegniales; Saprolegniaceae
Exons: 3
Coding region: 1-1944 (647 amino acids)
Biological process (GO): calcium ion import across plasma membrane
Cellular component (GO): membrane
Molecular function (GO): monoatomic ion channel activity
Source: RefSeq, a predicted model, not a curated record